AUGGGUACACUUCGGGACCUCCAAUUUGCCCUGCAACUAAAGAUUGAGGAGCUUCGCCAGAGAGACACACUAAUAGAUGAGUUAGAGCUGGAGUUGGAUACCAAGGAUGAACUCAUUCGAAGACUGCAGGAAGAACUGGAUCGCUACAGAGCUACGGUCUCCCUGCCAGGUCCCUCUGCAGACGGUGCUGCUUGCUCUGCUCAAAGUGAAGAGAACCAGAGAGCCAAAAGGAAGACUGUCAUUUCUGAGCCCAUCACUCCGGACCCAGUGACUCUCGCCAUGAUUUUCCACAGGAGCUGUGACAAAAACCAGGAGUCUCAGAAGCUGAUUCGGGCAGCAUUUUUGAAGAAUGAUUUGUUGAAAAACCUUGAUGAAGGAGAAAUCAGAGCCAUCAUAGCCUGUAUGUAUUCCAUCACCAUUCAUCAAGGCUGUUACGUCAUUAAGGAGGGCACCAACGGGGCUCAGGCUUAUGUCUUAGAAGAGGGGAGGCUGGAAAUGACUAAAGACGGACUGAAGGUGCUCACACUUGAACCAGAAGACAUGUUCGGAGAGGUGGCACUCCUCUACAACUGCACCCACACCUACUCUGUCGCAGCACAAACGGACAGCAAGCUGUGGGUUAUUGACCACAAGAGUUACCAGACCAUACUUACGCAGAGUGGUCUCAACAGCCUUUCUCAUUCAAUGGAGCUGCUUAGCAGCGUUCCCUGUCUGCAAUCAUUGCCAGAGGAUGUCAUCAUGAAAAUGUCUGAUCUCCUGGAAGAGACACACUACACUGACGGUGACUACAUUAUUCGACAAGGAGCCACAGGAGACACCUUUUAUAUCAUUAGCAAAGGCCAGGUGAAAAUGACAGAAAAGAAGCCAGGCCAUGAAGAGCAGAUAAUUCUUUCCAAGAUUUCUGAGAGACAGUGGUUUGGAGAAAAAGCCCUGUGGGGAGAGGAUGUUCGGACUGUGAAUGUGAUUGCUGUUGGUGAAGUUACAUGUUUGUUAAUAGACAGAGAGACCUUCAAAGACAUCAUCAGCGGGUUGGUAUUUGACAGCGGUCCUGCGGGGCUGCAAAGCACUGAAUCUAAAGUCGAGUCAGACAAGGAUGCUGCACUCCUCUCAUCUUCUACUUUAAGUGAUUUCCAGAUUAUUUGCACUCUGGGAGUUGGGGAGUUGGGUCACGUAGACCUGGUGCAGCUAAAAAGCAAUGUCAAGUGUCUUUCUGCCAUGAGGGUUCUUAAGAAGAAGCUGAUUCUCAACAAUGGCCAACGAGAGCACAUACUGAGAGAACAGCGCAUCCUAAUUGAGGCUCAGUGUCCAUUCAUAGUCAGGCUACACAAAACCUUCAGAGAUGCAGAGUGCCUUUACAUGUUGACAGAGGCUUGUCUACGUGGUGAUCUUUGCAGUCUACUCAGAGAUAAAGGCUGUUUGGAUGAAUGCAUCACCAGGUUCUACACUGCUUGUGUUGUCGAGGCCUUGACCUUUCUUCACUGUCGAGGUGUCAUCUAUAGAGAUGUCAAGCCUGAAAAUGUUGUUGUGGAUGAGCGUGGAUAUGCCAAAUUGAUUGGCUCCAGGUGUGCAAAGAAGAUUGAAGUGGGUAAGAAAACUUGGACGUUCUGCGGUACUCCCGGAUAUAUGGCCCCUGAAAUCAUCCUGAAUAAAGGCCACAAUACAUCAGCAGACCUCUGGUCACUGGGUGUUUUUGUGUUUGAACUUCUGAGUGGCGGGCUUCCAUUUGAUGGCUUCGACCCAAUGAAAGUUCUCACAGAGACCAUUCGUGGCAUCGAUCAGAUCGACUUCCCAAAAACCAUCAGCAAAAGUGCCUCCAGCCUCAUAAAAAAACUGUGCAGGAGCAAUCCCUCGGAGAGACUGGGCAGUCAGAGAAAUGGGGCCAAGAACAUUCAGAAGCACAAAUGGUUUGAAGGAUUCAACUGGGACGGACUUUGUAAAGGAACUUUAAGCCCACCACUCAUGCCAAAAGUUAAACAUCUUUUGGACGGCACCACAUGUAGUCAUUAUAAUGGGGACUCGGCAGAGCUGUGCACAGACUGGGAUGAUUUCUGA
Molecule: messenger RNA, 2052 nt
Organism: Scomber japonicus (chub mackerel)
Lineage: Eukaryota; Metazoa; Chordata; Actinopteri; Scombriformes; Scombridae
Gene: prkg1l
Product: protein kinase cGMP-dependent 1, like
Exons: 19
Coding region: 1-2052 (683 amino acids)
Biological process (GO): protein phosphorylation
Molecular function (GO): cGMP-dependent protein kinase activity; ATP binding
Source: RefSeq, a predicted model, not a curated record